UGGAAAAGUGUUGGGGUGAACGGCAGAACCACAAACCAGGCAACAAGGUUCAGUGACGGAGUGGAUAUGUAUAUACUACGUAAUGUAGACUACACUUUCCUCAUUCUGUUGCUGGCUUGGUAGUUUGAAUAUCUCUACCACAACAACCGACCUUGUUGAACUUGUGACAAGUACCCAUACAGAGCUUCUACACGUUGUCUGUCGAACGGGAUGGCGGGAAGAACACUGACGCCCAAAGACAUGGGGGGAGAUGGAAGAGAGCCGGAUGCUGAGAACUGCGAGUUUCCCAUGUUUUGCCCACCAGAUAUUCAACCAAAUACCCGUAUCAUAGCGCUGUGCGGAGUCAACGAUUGGCGCGAUAAUGCCUCUCCCCAGGCGGAUGGGUGGUUCUUUUCUGACUUCUACUUAUUCCAUCACCUUCUGGCGGACGGUGACACAUUCCGCUCAGCUAACCAGCUAUGGUUGACCUGUGUCGACCCGAAAAUACUUGUUUCAAAGUACAAAGAAUUUGUUCAUGGUAGUAGAAGUGGUGAGCGUCGAGUCGUCCUCGAUGAAACAUUCCUGGAUGGAAUCGAGGCCAGUCACAACAUCCGGGUCAUCCCCGCAAAGGAUUUACUGGAGCGAUUCCUGGCAACCCUGCGGUCGGAAACACAGAUUGCCGCGAGAGAAGAUCAACCGGUUCUGGUUUUCGUGUUUGGGCACGGCGAUGCAGGCACCUUUGGGGUUUCAGUUGGUGGCGAAGACCGGGUGGACCAAGCCCCAAGACUAACAAGGCAGAAGUUUGCCUCUGCAACCAGAAGGGGUGUCAAGCUAACACUCGUGAUGACAUCCUGUUACUCUGGCGGGUGGAUUCUCCAGCCUGUUGGGGCAUCAGUAUUGGCGCCCGCCAAAAAGCUCAAUAUUUCGGGGAUGACUGCUGUCAAUGCUGAGGAAACCAGCGUUUCAUGGGUAUGCAGCCAGUCCUGCGGACGGGCGGGUGGUUCAAUAUAUGCCACUUCGGUUCUCAAUGCCCUGGUCAACAUGGCAAAAGUCAGCAGUCAAGAUCCCACCCAUCCAGUCCUUUAUGACGACGAGGAGCUAAGUGCAUCGCCGACGUAUAUUAACAUGUGUAGCUCCGUAUACGAAGCAUACAAAAAUAAUGACCCCUUCUAUGGGAGUCAUGGGAUUUCCUUCUCCGCGCAAGAUGACCGAUGGAAUCUUGAAUGGAGGAAACGCUCUGGUUUUCCGCUCCUUAAUUAUCAAGCGAAAUGGGAAGAAUUACGUGAAGUCGACGUGUCCCCAUCGCCCGCAGAUGAAACCCCAGACUUGACAGCUGCCUUGGGGUUUGCCGGUAGUAUUGGUCAGGGUUACCAUAAUGUUAUCCAGGCCAAGGCUGCAGUCUACAUGAACUCAUUUCCUGGCCCAGACAACAUUGGACCGAAUGUCGCACAUUGGGAUCUUAAACAACUGCUUCAAGGAAAACAGUAUGACAAGGAAAUUCUCAUGGAUCUCAACGACAUGCUUGAUUACCGCCUGUCAACCAUCACACUAGCCUCACAUUAUGUGUCGUUUCUAGAUCUUCAGUUUCCUGAAGGUCUAGUAUUUGAUACAGAGACUUGGCGGAACAACCUAGCCUUAGAGGUGGCAAAAGAUGAUCACUGUGAAGAUGCUAAAUCCAAACUGGAAAGGUUCACGGAUAUCCGCCGACAUAUCAUGAAUGUAAAGGUGUUUGACAAACCUCUGGGUUCUCAAGGCUUUUUCUACACCAAGCCCCCCGAGUACCUUGCUAUUGCACUUGUGGAUUCAUCAUUAAGUAUGGAUGAGAUCCGUGUCAAAAUCGACAGUUUAGUGAGACUGAAGAAUGGAGCUCAGCAAUUCCUCACGACAAUGCCACUUGCUGAGGCCAUGAUGGAAACUGAUAAUGUGAUACGACACCGUGACAGGUUCUUUGAAUCUGUUAGGAAGUUUGGUAGUCGCUUGAGGUCAUUAUCUCCUAGCAAGCGUCCUCGGAAGCCUUUACCAUCUUGAGAAAGCAGGUAGUGUUCAGGCGCUCUAUUAGGAAGUUAGCAAGCGUGGUUAGUAAGAAAAGGCAAAGUGUCGAGUUUAGGGCAGCGUGUGGGUGUUUCUCUCAGGUCUUCGGAUUGUUUAUCUUUUAUUGAACUGCUUGUUGUGAAUGUCCAAUCAAUUCUUCGCUGUCAUUGAUGGGUUUUCAGCCAUGACUGGAAAAGGGAACGCUGGUUCUGCUAUUACUACUACUAGUAUUAGCCUUUAUAGAACAAACAGCAGCAGCUUG
Molecule: messenger RNA, 2272 nt
Organism: Aspergillus campestris IBT 28561
Lineage: Eukaryota; Fungi; Ascomycota; Eurotiomycetes; Eurotiales; Aspergillaceae
Exons: 3
Coding region: 211-2007 (598 amino acids)
Source: RefSeq, a predicted model, not a curated record